CUUAGUACUAAACACAAGGGAAGCAGCAGCCACAUGUCCUAUGUGAAUAGUAGAUGGCCAAACAGACCCCCGGUUUUGAAACCUGAUGUUGUCAUCGACUACAUCAAGCACAUGGGCGGGGUUGAUAGAAGUGACCACUUCGUAUCGUCCUACCAGUUCAUGCGGAGGACAAAAAAGUGGUAUCGAAAGAUGUUUUUUUGGUUUUUGGAAGUGGCAAUAAUCAACUCGUAUUUACUGUACAAAGAUGUACAAUCGGCCGCUGGAAACAGAAAAGCCAUGAGCCACUUCAUGUUUAGGAAAAGUUUGGUCCGCAGCUUGGUGCAAGAGAGAAGCACAACAAGACCAAAAGCCAGCAGAAAGAGGGGACGACCAGUACAAGGACCUCCUGAUGAAAGAUUGGAUGGAAGACAGCAUUUCAUCGCGAGGAGAGAAAAAGGGACUGGCAGAUGCGUUGUUUGCACACAGAACGGCCUGCGGAAGGAGACGAUUUACGUCUGCGAGACAUGCACCGCUCGGCCAAACUUGCACCCUGAUGCAUGUUUCAAAACAUACCAUACCAUCCCUUAAGAACAUAGCUAAUUUUGAAAGCUUCUUUUUUCUACAGUAAAUUUAACAAAAAAAAACAAAACUGUCAAUCUUUUAUUUGCUUUCCAUUUUUUUGCUUUCCUUUUUG
Macrosteles quadrilineatus (aster leafhopper) is the source of this 673-nucleotide messenger RNA. Its product is annotated as piggyBac transposable element-derived protein 4-like. Bases 34 to 567 code for a protein of 177 amino acids. The record is from RefSeq and is a predicted model, not a curated record. The transcript has 2 exons. Lineage: Eukaryota; Metazoa; Arthropoda; Insecta; Hemiptera; Cicadellidae.